AUGAAGCGAGAGGAGGCAAAUGAGCUUCUCAAGACAUAUGGUCUACGUCCAGUUGAAGUGCAUACAACAGAGACAAUUGCAGCAGGCAGCCAGGAGCUAUUGCACUUUUCAGAUUGCCUCAAGAAUUACUACACCAAAUUUCCAACAAAAAACUGGAACUUUCCCAAAAUCCAUACACACAAGCAUGCUUUUGCAGAUAUUCUUGCCAAGGGUGUAACCCGGAACUACAGCACAAAGCCAAAUGAAAAGAAACAUGGACCUAUCAAGACAUCUUACCUCCUGCGCUCAAAUAAGAAAGAUGUCGCAAACCACAUAAGGCUGAAAUGA
Molecule: messenger RNA, 327 nt
Organism: Laetiporus sulphureus 93-53
Lineage: Eukaryota; Fungi; Basidiomycota; Agaricomycetes; Polyporales; Laetiporaceae
Exons: 3
Coding region: 1-327 (108 amino acids)
Source: RefSeq, a predicted model, not a curated record